Molecule: messenger RNA, 2091 nt
Organism: Annulohypoxylon truncatum
Lineage: Eukaryota; Fungi; Ascomycota; Sordariomycetes; Xylariales; Hypoxylaceae
Product: zf-C2HC5-domain-containing protein
Exons: 1
Coding region: 190-1752 (520 amino acids)
Biological process (GO): regulation of DNA-templated transcription
Cellular component (GO): nucleus
Molecular function (GO): zinc ion binding
Source: RefSeq, a predicted model, not a curated record
UUCUAAGGCUCUAAAUAUAUUAGUGAAAUAUCUAAACACUGACUUGAGUCAUACCGUCUUCACACCCUGUUGUCAAAACACCACUGUCUUCAUCAACGCAAAUGAUUUCAUUACAGGUUUUCGAUUAUUACCUAUCCCAAAAGCUAGACUAUUCUUUAUAUACUCCACGCUCACGUUCAGUGCUGCUAAAUGACCAUGUCUGUGUCUCAGCUCUAUAGAUUGCUGCCUCUGCCCGAUGACGAGCUAAAGCAAGUCUUGGCCUAUGCGGCUACACUAUCCAAGCCAGAGGCUGCCGAGCACUUCCGCAACCUUCUCGGCGAGUCCCCAGAGGCUGUCGACUUCAUAGCCAGCUUCAAUUCGAAAAGACAAGGCCCUAGAUCCUCUGCGACAAUAUCUAACGUAUCCUCGUCAGACGUUGAACCAGUGCCGAGGCCUGUGAGGGCAACCAAGAAGCAAAAAGCUCAGUUGCACACUCCCGCCGCACGGCAAAUCACCAACCAAGGCCCUGCCCCCGGCACAGCUUAUAACAAGGACGUUGAAAGCGAUUAUGUCGCUAGGCGCCCUAGUCCAGCUGCAACGCCAGGAGGAUCCGGUACUCCAAAGAAGUAUUCAUCUCAGUCAUUUCAGCAGCCUACAGCUUCUCUACCACCGAAACUACCUCCCUCGGCCGGAGGUCAUCUGAUAUCUGAUGUCCCAAGGCCGAAACCAAGAUCGACACCUACCUCACGUUCCUCAACUCCCGCUCCCAAAACUAAAGUCCACAUCUCCGGAGGUACUGCUAUGCAUGGCGCAUCCACCGCGCUAACAGACCUGGACGAUGCCAUCCGCGCCCUAGAGAUGACCACCAAUCCUAGUCAGGGAAUAGACAACGUCAACAGACGUUGUAAUUGUGUAGCUUCCAGACACCCUCUCCUAGCUGCUGCCCCCAAUUGCCUAAGCUGCGGCAAAGUCAUCUGCGUGAAGGAGGGACUGGGCCCUUGUACAUUUUGCGGAACCCCAAUUCUAACCCCUGCGGAAGUUCAGUUGAUGAUCCGGGAACUACGAGACGAGCGAGGACGGGAGAAAAUGGCUGCCGAUAGGGAAGUUCACAAGAGAGCCGAAGUAUCGAAAAAACCCGCUCCUUUCUCCAAGCCUAGAGAUGUCUCUAGUGAAAUCGGUGAGGCACAAGCGAAAGCCUUAGAGAAUAGAGACCGUCUCUUAGGCUUUCAGGCUCAGAAUGCGCGCCGGACCACUGUGAGAGACGAGGCCGCCGAUUUCGAUGUUGGCGGAGCCGGCAGCAACAUAUGGGCCACUCCCGAGGAAAGGGCUCGAGAAUUAAAACGUCAGCAGAAGAUUCUAAGAGAGAUGGAAUGGAAUGCUCGACCAGACUAUGAGAAACGACGACAGGUCGUUAGCAUUGAUCUACUUGGUGGCAAGGUAGUCAGGAAGAUGGCUGCGAUCGAACGACCAGAGAGCCCCGAAGAUAAGACAGAGGUUAACGACAUUAUAGCAGAGACAAGUGUUGGCCGAGAAGGCGGCACUGGCGGUGCUUUCAGCAGGAAUCCCUUAUUAGGCCCACUGAUAAGGCCAGUCCUUGAUGUCAAAGAUAAGGGGCCUUUAUUGGAAGGCCGUGACCCCAAAGUUAUCCGGUGGAGGAGAGUUCAGGAUGACCUAGACAAUAAUGAGGCCGUCAUCCUCGACGGCGGAGCCUAUGGCGGGCGUUCAAGCCAACAAGUUACCACUCCCGCUGCAGACGAGCCUAUCUGUGGGUAACACCCUGAGCCGGAAAAGGAAUAUCGACGACUACAAGUAGGUCUAGCAAAACGUAUUUGUAAAUGAACGUUGACUAUUUCCAUUGGUAUUGCUUUAUCUCAACCGAUCACUACUGUACGACCAAGUUUAGCUAGUGAGGACAUUGGGAGUGCCGAGAUGGAAGACUAGAUUUCCGUCAAGGUUCCCAUCAACUCAUUCCCACCAACCUCGACCUCACCCCUCUCCUGAAGUGUUUGCAGGGCGAUAAUUCCGAAAACAAUCCCUCUUGUUAUUCACAUCUGAAGCUAGCGCGAGUAAGCCCAGCCUUCGAAUCCAGCAGCCCCUGCUUCCUAUCGAACG